This is a messenger RNA of Gastrolobium bilobum, 1751 nucleotides long. RefSeq lists its product as uncharacterized. Gene Ontology annotation, molecular function: LPPG:FO 2-phospho-L-lactate transferase activity. The transcript is spliced from 13 exons. Lineage: Eukaryota; Viridiplantae; Streptophyta; Magnoliopsida; Fabales; Fabaceae. Bases 56 to 1450 code for a protein of 464 amino acids. The record is from RefSeq and is a predicted model, not a curated record.
GCAGAGUCCGACCCUGGAACCAGUCACAAAAAUAAAGUCCACAAAGGUUGCGAAUAUGGUGGAUACUUGGUUGGGUCCCACGUUCUGUAACACUCUUCCUCUCACCUUUACCGGCCCUACCAGAAUCCUCUCUUCUUCUUUUUCUUCUCCCAUGGCGUCCUUUCCAUCACAGCAUCGCCAUCAUUGUCACUGUUACUCAAAUGCUAACCCUACUCAUCCCCAGCCUGCAUUGCUCGUUUUUUCUGGAGGAACUGCCUUCAACGGCGUCGUAGAAGAGCUUAAGAACUUCACCACCCGUGUCGCUCAUGUUCUCCCUGUUUCUGAUGAUGGUGGAAGUACAGCCGAGAUUGUUCGCGUCCUCGGUGGUCCUGCUGUUGGAGACAUACGCUCGAGGUGUCUGAGGUUGUCUGAUCAAAGUACCGCUGAGGCUCUUGCGGUUCGAAAUUUGCUUGGUCAUCGUUUACCACUUGAUCCAUUGCAAGCUAAAGCAGAAUGGUACUCUAUUGUGGAAGGUGAUCACUUUUUAUGGAAAGGUGUGUCAAAACCCUACAGGGAGACUAUUCGAGCUUUUCUGGUUUAUUUCCAGAACCAGAUCCUCCGCCGGUCUGAAGAAUCAUUUUGUUUCAGCAAUGGCAGCAUUGGGAAUUUCUUUUUUGCAGGAGCACGUAUAUUUUUUCAGUCCUUGGAUUCUGCAAUAUUUUUGUUUUCACGGGUUUCAGAUAUUCCCCCUGAAAGCCUGGUUCUCCCUGUGAUUUCAACCAACGACAGGCUUACAUUAGGGUGUGAAUUAUGGGAUGGAACUGUUAUACGGGGACAAAAUGAAAUUUCUCAUCCAACCAGUGGAACUAUGGAACUUAUUAAGAAGGAAAGCUUUUCAGCACCAGCACUUCCUUCAAAAAUAAAACGGGUGUUCUACAUGUCGAGUGAGGGAAAAAAUUUGCUCCAUGAGGUCUUUCCCUCAGCUAACAUGGCUGUAUUAGAGCAGUUAAAAAAUGUGGACUGCAUUGUUUAUGGCAUGGGCUCCCUUUUUACUUCAAUCUGCCCCUCGUUGGUAUUACUUGGAAUUGGGGAGAUUAUUUCUUCAAGGUCCUGCCUCAAGGUACUUAUGUUAAAUGGAACGCAAGACCGAGAGACUAAUGGGUUUUUGGCUUCUUGUUUUGUAACUGCCAUUACGGAUGCCCUAAAUCGAACAUAUGGAGAUCAGAGCAAUCGCUUGCAGAGUGUUCCAAGUCAGUAUAUCAAUGCGCUUUUGGUGCCAAGAAACAGUGAAAUUCCAGUUGAUGUGGACUGUUUGGCUGCCCAAGGAAUAUUUGAUGUGAUAGUCGUUGACUCCCUACGUGAUCCUAAAGUGGGUAUAAUAUAUGACCCGAAGUCGCUGAUAAAAGCUCUUGCUGACUUAAUAAACAGAUACAUGAAGUUGCAGAUCAAUGGCUUAAUUGAUACCAAAUGAUCAGAUUUGACUUCUGAAUCCUACUUUUGCAGUCAAAGUUCUUCACAAGGUGCAAGGUGAAUUGGCCUAUUAUGCGAAAUCAUAUAUGGGAACUUCAGUUUUUUCCAAAACGUUCCAGUUUAUCCCUUGCCAUCAAAAUACAGAGACCGGUGAUGACGCUCAAAAGUUCUCCGAAUGACAUAAUAUUUUUGUGAUAAAUACUAGGGGAAGAUUAUCUAAAUUGACGAUAAACAAAGACAUGUGAGGUUGUUAUUGUAUUAUUAUUAAGAAUAUUGAGAACAAAACAAUCUCUAGUUAGUGU